AUGGCAGCAUCCACAAUUCCCAGCCAUGUUCCCAUGGGGCUGUGUCUCCUGAUGAUCGCUGGCUUUUCAGAAGGUGGGAAGCUGGUGGUUCUUCCCAUGGAUGGAAGCCACUGGCUCAGCAUGCGUCAAGUAGUGGAAAACCUCAGUCAGAGAGGACAUGAAGUGGUGGUUGUUAUACCUCAAGUAAGUUGGCAGUUGGGAAUAACAGAGAACUAUACAGUGAAAACAUAUCCAGUAACUUAUACAAAGGAAGAUCUAGAUGUAAACUUACAGACAUAUAUUGAUGUUCACCUAGCGGGACAACCAUUUCCAUUUAAUGUUCUAUCAAUAUAUAAUUCUUCAGUAGCAGUUUUCAGUCUGCUAUUCAGUCACUGUAAGAGUUUAUUUAACCACAAGGAACUGAUGCAAUAUCUGAAACAAAGUGACUUUGAUGCUGUCCUCACAGAUCCCAUUUCUCUUUGUGGAGCACUAAUUGCUAAUUAUUUUUCACUCCCAUCUGUGUUCUUCAUGCGAGGAUUACCAUGCAAUUUACAUUACAAAGCAAAUCGAUGUCCAGAUCCUCUCUCUUACGUCCCAAGAAUUUUUACAAUGAACUCAGACUACAUGACAUUUUCCCAACGAUUGAAAAAUGUUUUAAUUGACUCUGUAGAAUUCUUCUAUUGCAAUGGUUUCUAUGCACAGGGUCUAAGCUUUGCCUCUGAGGUUCUGCAAAGAGAUGUGACACUGUUGGACCUUCUGAGUUCUACAUCCAUUUGGCUGAUGAGAUAUGACUUUGUGUUUGAGUAUCCCAGACCAGUGAUGCCCAACAUGGUCUUUAUUGGAGGCAUAAACUGCGGUGAGAGAAAAGCUCUGCAUGAGUUUGAGAUCCACUAUGACCCCUAG
Molecule: messenger RNA, 882 nt
Organism: Emys orbicularis (European pond turtle)
Lineage: Eukaryota; Metazoa; Chordata; Testudines; Emydidae
Product: UDP-glucuronosyltransferase 1A8-like
Exons: 4
Coding region: 1-882 (293 amino acids)
Molecular function (GO): UDP-glycosyltransferase activity
Source: RefSeq, a predicted model, not a curated record